AAAGUGUGGCUAUGUGAUCAUCCUGAUGACUCUGUAUUGGUGCACGGAGUGCAUGCCUCUGGUUGUGACCGCUCUUCUUCCCGUCAUCCUGUUCCCAGCGAUGGGCAUCAUGAAGGCCUCAGAUGUCAGUGUUGAGUAUUUGAAGGACUCCAGCAUGCUGGGUGUGGGCGGCUUCUUAGUGGCCAUUGCGGUGGAAAACUGGAAUCUCCAUAAACGCAUCGCUCUGCGGGUUCUUCUCCUGGUCGGUGUGCGUCCAGCCCUGUUGAUGACAGGAUUCAUGAUUGUGUCGGCCUUCCUGUCCAUGUGGAUCAGCAACACAGCCACCACAGCCAUGAUGCUGCCCAUCUCUCAGGCUGUGCUGCAUCAGCUGCAGGCGACAGAGACACGGGCAGAAGAACGAGACCUCCAGAGCGCAGCAGAAGAUAACCUCGGGUUUGAGAUGGAGAGCAGAAAAAUCAAGGAGGGAAUCCCAGAUGAGAAAAAUACAGACACAAAAGAAAAUGCCUUGGUUCUGCCUCCAGUGACGCCAGAGUCCAGGAGGAAAGCCAUUGAGGAAAAGUACAACCUCCUGACUAAAGGGAUGAGCCUGAGUGUGUGCUACUCGGCGAGCAUCGGUGGCACUGCUACCCUGACGGGCACCGCCCCCAACCUCAUCCUCAAGGGUCAAAUAGACAAGCUCUUCCCUGGAAAUGGAAACGUGAUCAACUUUGCCAGCUGGUUUGGCUUUGCUUUUCCCAACAUGGUGCUCAUGCUGGCAAUCUCCUGGCUCUGGCUUCACUUCAUGUUUCUUGGCUUCAACCUGAAGAAGUCUUUCGGUUGUGGCAUGAAAAGUGACAGAGAUAAAGAGGCGUAUGCAGUGAUGAAAGAGGAGUACAAGAAGCUGGGGGGCAUGAAGUUUGCUGAAGGAGCAGUACUCACCAUCUUCAUUUUGCUUGUGCUGCUGUGGUUCACCAGAGAGCCAGGCUUCAUACCUGGCUGGGCCACAGUUCUCUUCAACAAAGAGGAUUCGUUUGUGUCGGAUGGAACAGUGGCCAUCUUUAUGUCAAUGCUCUUCUUCGUCAUCCCAUCUCAGCUCCCCUCAUGUGGCAGCUAUGGUUUCACCGAGGCAGGUAAAAGGAUUAAGGCACCUCCAACUCUGCUGAACUGGCAGGUGGUCCAUGAGAGGAUGCCCUGGAGCAUCAUCCUGCUGCUGGGAGGAGGAUUCGCUCUGGCUACCGGCAGUGAGAUUUCAGGUUUGUCUAAAUGACUUGGAGCUAGUCUGGCUCCCCUGCAGAAAAUCCCUCCGUUUGCCAUCUCCAUUCUGCUCAGUCUGCUGGUGGCAACAUUCACCGAAUGCUCCAGCAACACAGCAACCACCACCCUGUUCCUGCCCAUUCUUGCUUCAAUGGCCACAACUAUCCAGUUGCACCCGCUUUACGUGAUGCUGCCUUGCACCAUCGCUGCCUCUCUUGCUUUCAUGCUGCCUGUUGCCACACCACCCAACGCCAUCGCCUUCUCGUUUGGAAACCUCAGAAUCUUUGACAUG
Molecule: messenger RNA, 1525 nt
Organism: Xiphophorus couchianus (Monterrey platyfish)
Lineage: Eukaryota; Metazoa; Chordata; Actinopteri; Cyprinodontiformes; Poeciliidae
Product: solute carrier family 13 member 2-like
Exons: 10
Coding region: 26-1246 (406 amino acids)
Biological process (GO): alpha-ketoglutarate transport; cellular response to lithium ion; fumarate transport
Cellular component (GO): plasma membrane
Molecular function (GO): succinate transmembrane transporter activity; sodium:dicarboxylate symporter activity; alpha-ketoglutarate transmembrane transporter activity
Source: RefSeq, a predicted model, not a curated record